This is a messenger RNA of Hemiscyllium ocellatum (epaulette shark), 1068 nucleotides long. Its product is annotated as slit homolog 2 protein. Lineage: Eukaryota; Metazoa; Chordata; Chondrichthyes; Orectolobiformes; Hemiscylliidae. Gene Ontology annotation, cellular component: plasma membrane. The transcript has a single exon. Gene Ontology annotation, molecular function: protein binding. Bases 1 to 1068 code for a protein of 355 amino acids. The record is from RefSeq and is a predicted model, not a curated record.
AUGCAUCCAGUGGUUAUCAGUUGCCUCGGGAUAUUGGUGAGCUUCCUGCAAAUCGAUGGGUUCAAAGCGUGUCCCCGCCGUUGCUCCUGUUACGACUCCUCGCAUCUGGUGGACUGCAAAGGGCGUUCUCUGAGCCACAUUCCCGGGGACAUCCCCCACAGCACCUGGAUGUUGGAUUUCGGGGCCAACAGCUUGCGGGAGGUCCCCAGCAGUGCUUUCAGCGGCCACUGGGGACUCCGGAUCCUCCUGCUGCCUCACAACCGAAUCGAGAGCAUCCACCAGGAAGCCUUUGAAUCUCUGUCCUUUCUGGAAAUGUUGGAUCUGAACGCGAACCACAUACAGCACUUGCCUGGGGACUUCUCGGACAGCUUACAGCGUCUGCUGGAAUUGCGCCUGUCCAAUAACUGGCUUGAGUACAUCCACUACAACAGCAUGAGGGCUUUUGAGAAUUUGGAGAAAUUAGACUUGAGCGGGAACAGAAUCCAUUCCAUGGCAACAGGGGUUUUCAGAGGUUUAUAUAAACUCAGCCACCUGUUGUUGAAAAACAACAGGCUGCAUGUCAUUGAGGGAGGAUUCUUCUUCAUGCUUCACAGCCUGGAAGCUCUGCACUUGGAAAACAACAACAUUACAAGCAUCGAGGGGGAGGCCUUCGCUUCUCUGCGCAGCCUGAGCCUCCUGUGUCUCAAUGGGAACCAUCUCAAGCACAUCGAGUUCAAAACCUUCUUGAACAUCCAGACCCAGGGCACUCACCUGCAGCUCGCGGAUAAUCGCUGGGUUUGUGACUGCGACCUUCAGAGGGAGUUCGGGAAGAUCUCCAGCAUCCGACACCUGCGCGUGGAUGAUUAUGGCAACAUCAGUUGUUCAGAGCCCGGGCAGCUCCGGGGUGACCUGCUGGUGGAUGUAGAUUCGCAGCUCUGUAUCGCCGAGACUGCCACUGUGCUGGUGAUAACCGGGACGGUGCUGGUGACGGUCAUAGCUGCCAUUGUCAUGGCCGAGAGAAACCGCAAGAAAAACAGUAACAAGACCUGGAAUGACAGCGAGGGGCCCUUGGAUUCCCAGGACAAAUGA